This is a messenger RNA of Mangifera indica (mango), 1638 nucleotides long. Its product is annotated as mannose-1-phosphate guanylyltransferase 1. Gene Ontology annotation, molecular function: GTP binding; mannose-1-phosphate guanylyltransferase (GTP) activity. Bases 228 to 1313 code for a protein of 361 amino acids. Gene Ontology annotation, biological process: GDP-mannose biosynthetic process; cell wall mannoprotein biosynthetic process. Gene Ontology annotation, cellular component: cytoplasm. Lineage: Eukaryota; Viridiplantae; Streptophyta; Magnoliopsida; Sapindales; Anacardiaceae. The transcript has 5 exons. The record is from RefSeq and is a predicted model, not a curated record.
CUGUGUAUAUACAAAUAACCAAUCAACUUUCUCUCAACCAACGAACUCUGCACAGCUCAGACAAUUAACAAACAUCUAACAGCGGGAACUCGCCCUUUUCGACUCAGGACUCCUUUCACUUGUCCGUCCUGAGCUACUCAAACGAAUUUAAUUUUCCAUUCGGUUCGAAUUCGUUUUCUUCUGGAUCGUUUAAUUGAGUCCUAAGGAAAAGCAGGUUGCAAAUCACGAUGAAGGCACUCAUUCUUGUUGGAGGUUUUGGAACACGGUUGAGGCCAUUGACACUCAGUGUCCCAAAGCCCCUUGUUGAAUUUGCUAACAAACCUAUGAUCCUGCAUCAGAUAGAGGCUCUUAAGGCAGUUGGAGUUAGCGAAGUGGUUUUGGCUAUUAACUACCAACCAGAGGUGAUGUUGAACUUUUUGAAAGACUUUGAGGCCAAGCUUGGUAUCAAGAUCACCUGCUCACAGGAGACUGAACCAUUGGGCACUGCUGGUCCUCUGGCUCUGGCUAGGGACAAACUGAUUGAUGACUCUGGUGAGCCAUUUUUUGUCCUCAACAGUGACGUUAUUAGUGAGUACCCAUUCAAAGAAAUGAUUGAAUUCCAUAAAUCCCAUGGAGGAGAGGCAUCCAUUAUGGUAACUAAGGUGGAUGAGCCAUCAAAAUAUGGUGUGGUGGUUUUGGAACAAUCAACUGGAAAAGUUGAGAAAUUUGUUGAAAAGCCAAAGUUAUUUGUUGGUAACAAAAUCAAUGCUGGAAUUUAUCUUUUGAACCCGUCAGUUCUUGAUCGCAUUGAACUAAGGCCCACCUCAAUUGAAAAAGAGGUCUUCCCAAAAAUUGCAGCUGAGCAAAAGCUAUAUGCUAUGGUCCUUCCAGGCUUUUGGAUGGACAUUGGACAGCCAAGGGACUAUAUUACAGGUCUGAGACUUUAUCUGGACUCCCUCAGGAAGAAAUCUUCAUCUAAGUUGGCGACUGGCUCUCAUGUUGUAGGAAAUGUUUUGAUUCAUGAGAGUGCCAAGAUUGGAGAGGGGUGUUUGAUUGGACCUGAUGUUGCAAUUGGUCCUGGUUGUGUUGUUGAGUCAGGAGUUAGACUCUCUCGUUGCACAGUGAUGCGUGGAGUCCGCAUCAAAAAGCAUGCCUGCAUAUCCAGUAGUAUCAUUGGAUGGCACUCCACUGUAGGACAAUGGUCUCGUGUUGAAAACAUGACCAUCCUUGGAGAAGAUGUUCAUGUGUGUGACGAAAUUUACAGCAACGGGGGUGUGGUUUUGCCGCACAAAGAGAUAAAAUCAAGCAUUUUGAAGCCAGAGAUAGUCAUGUGAUCACUGAUGUUAAGUAGAACGCUGUCAGCAAGUAGUAAGUUAUUUUUCCCAGUAAUUGUAAUGUGUUGGUUCUUUCGUUCUUUAUUCUCAUCUUGAGACAUGUCCGAAACUUAAUAUGCAUGUGAAUGAAUUGAAAGUUGAAGACUCAGUUUCUCUUGUGAAAAGCAAAUGAUGAUUGGCGUGAGAGGUGUAACUUAGUGUAUAUAUGGUAAUAAACCAUCAGUUGGUUUUGCUGGCUAUGUAAUUUUCAUAAGAAUGUUUCUUUAAUGUAAAUUUCAUUUCUAUUUGUUGGAAUGGAUUGUCCCUGAGAUAAACAUUUCAAAGA